GAACUUGUUAUACUGCCCUAGUGAUGACUGAAGUUAACGUGGAAGCGUACCACAUGGUAGUGCCCCAGAUCAGCAUUAACGACAACUUCUCAACUAAAGAAUCAAUCCCCAACUUUAUAGUUUCCACGUCACCGGUACUGGAAAACCAGGUCCUUGAUGGUGUGGCAACCCUUUCUCUGAAGAAUGAUGACACCAAGGACAUCAGUCCUACACUUCUGAACUUGUUCACAGACGACAAUGGUGAUCAUGUCAUGGUACACAAGGUGCUGGCACAACUGAAGAGGAAUGGUAUCCGCCCAUUUACAGAUAUCAGACUAGAGGAAAUGAUGAACAGAUUGUCAGUAGAUCCCGAGGGACUGACUAUACAGAGUGAGAUUGGUGUGAAGAAAACCGUGUCAGUUGAGGAGUUUAAAGAGGUUAGUCACAGCUGCGCUCUUCUUCUCAACAAAGCUCUCAGCUCAAACAUGAUUAUUCCGGAUUUUCAAGGAUUUUGCAGUGAGAUUAAGAAUAUUUGGGAGGAUUUGAAGAAGUGUCGAGGUGGGAAGAAUGCUGAUUACAUCCCUCAGCUGUCCAGAGUAAACCCCAACUAUUUGGGGAUAUCAGUUUGCACUAUUGAUGGUCAGAGGUGCUCUUUUGGUGACACAGAUAUACCCUUCUGUAUUCAGUCGUGCAGCAAAGCACUGAACUACGCUAUUAAUGUAGCAGAACACGGUCCUGACUUUGUACACCAGUACCUGGGUAAAGAGCCCAGCGGAGUUGGAUUUAAUCAGAUAGGACUAGACAAGAACGGUCUGCCUCAUAACCCCAUGAUCAACCCAGGGGCUAUCAGCAGCUGCAGUAUUUUGAAGAAAGACGAGUGUCUUGCAGAUAGGUUUGAUUUCGCUACCAGUGAGUACAAGAAAAUGGCUGGCGAAGAGUUCAUUGGUUUUAGUAAUGCCACAUUUUUGUCAGAGAAGUCCGAGGCAGACAGAAACUUUGCUAUCGGGUACUAUCUGAAGGAGCACGGAGUAUUCCCGGAGAACGUGAAUCUGUCAGAAACUCUAGACCUGUAUUUCCAGCUGUGUUCUGUGGAGUCUACAGCAGACUCGGCUGCUGUGAUCAGCGGCACUCUUGCUAACGGCGGAGUCUGCCCCACUACUAAGGAAGUGUGUGUCACUGCGGACGCUGUGAGGAACACUCUGUCCCUUAUGUACUCCUGUGGCAUGUACGACUACUCCGGAGAGUGGGCCUUUGAAGUGGGUCUUCCCGCAAAGUCAGGGGUUGCUGGUUCUAUCUUUAUUGUAGUACCCGGAGUGAUGGGCAUAUGUGUGUGGAGUCCGCCACUAGAUGAGCUUGGUAACAGCUACCGGGGUAUUCUGUUCGCAAAGAAACUGAUUGAGAAGUUCGCGUUUCACCAGUUCGACACAGUCCAAGGAGAUGUUAAGAAAAUAGAUCCUCGACUACAGAUUCGCCAGGAGACGAGAGAGAUGCAGAUCAACAACAUGCUGAGUGCAUCAAGUAACAAUGACCUGGUCCUCCUGACCCGGUAUAUUGAGAGUGGGGUAGACUUCAACAUGCCCGACUACGACAACAGAACAGCACUCCACUUAGCAGUGUGUAACGGCCAUCUCAACGUCGUCAGGUUCCUCGUUGAGAAGGGUAAGGUUGAUGUCAACUUCCUUGAUAGAUGGCAGAGCACUGCUCUCGACGAAGCUUGUAAGUACGAGUUUGAAGAUAUCAGAAGUUAUUUAGAGAAGAAGGGAGGUCUGGAAGGAGAUGUUAUUUUGCAGCGAGCUACGAUGCAGUACUGAUGGAGCUGGGACUUAGUAACCCCUUAGUAACCCCUUAGUAACCCCUUAGUAACCCCUUAGUAACCCCUUAGUAACUCCUUAGUAACCCCUUAGUAACUCCUUAGUAACCCCUUCUUACUUUCUUAGUAACCCGUUCUUAGUAACCCGUUCUUAGUAACCCCUUAGUAACCCCUUAGUAACCCCUUCUUACUUUCUUAGUAACCCCUUAGUAACCCCUUCUUACUUUCUUAGUAACCCCUUAGUAACACCUUCUUAGUAAACCCUAAGUAACCCCUUCUUAGUAACCCCUUAGUAACCCCUUAGUAACCCCUUCUUCGGGGGAAAUAGUGAGUUAAAGAUAGUUUUUAGGUGUGCUAUCAACAAAACGCACUCAAACAUUAGGAUUUAAUUUUAUGAAAUGGUUCCAGAGACUGAGAGACAGAUUCCAGCUUUAGGUAGAUGUUAAAUUAGCACAUUAAAGUACUACACUAUAACUAUACAGUCAGACCCUGAUUAAGAAUGGUUUUUAUCCAGUUUUGUCUUGAUUUACUGUGAUCUAUUUGACUGUAUGAUAUUUUUAGAGGCAAACUCAUGUUCAUGGUUCGAGUAGAAAUGUGAUCAUCACAGAGCUUUCCCAUUGAGCUUCUGAAACUGGAAGAACCUCUGUCUAUAUACACAUAAUAACUGUAAUGCGAUGGUAAAAUAUUUUCGUGUCUAAUUAGUAAUUAGCCAAUGGGAUGCCUAUGUUGAGUUCCAUGUCUGUAUUUUAGUUUGCUUCUAGGAACUUGUGGCCUUCAGCUGUCAUCGCCCUGGUUUUUAUUUUCAAUGGAAAAUCAUGAUUUCGUUGUAUCAUAAUUCAGAUCGAUAGUGUUUAUCAGUAAUCUCAGUGUUUUUACU
This is a messenger RNA of Bolinopsis microptera, 2666 nucleotides long. RefSeq names its product glutaminase liver isoform, mitochondrial-like. Lineage: Eukaryota; Metazoa; Ctenophora; Tentaculata; Lobata; Bolinopsidae. The transcript has a single exon. The record is from RefSeq and is a predicted model, not a curated record. Gene Ontology annotation, molecular function: glutaminase activity; protein binding. Gene Ontology annotation, biological process: L-glutamine catabolic process. The coding region runs from base 24 to 1790 and encodes 588 amino acids.